Molecule: messenger RNA, 926 nt
Organism: Ilex paraguariensis (yerba mate)
Lineage: Eukaryota; Viridiplantae; Streptophyta; Magnoliopsida; Aquifoliales; Aquifoliaceae
Source: the annotation of a GenBank genome assembly
CAGAAACCUUACAAGUUUUCUAAGCAACGAUGGCAAGGAUUUCAAUCCCAUUAGUAGGCCUCAUGUUCUUAUGCCUAUGGGUAGGCAUUGCACAAUCAGAAUACAUGAAGUACAAAGACCCAAAACAACUGAUUGGUGCUCGGAUUUGGGACCUCAUGAAUCGAAUGACACUUGAAGAAAAGAUUGGUCAGAUGGCUCAGCUGGAUCGGGUGGCUGCAACGGCUGAUGUGCUAAGGGAUUACUCAAUUGGCAGUGUUCUAAGUGGAGGAGGAAGUGUGCCACUUCCCCAUGCCACCGCAGAGGACUGGGUUAACAUGGUGAAUGAGUUUCAGAAUGCCUCUUUGUCUAGCAGACUUGGGAUCCCUAUGAUUUAUGGGAUUGAUGCUGUUCAUGGCCACAACAAUGUGUACAAGGCAACUAUCUUUCCCCACAAUGUUGGCCUUGGAGCAACCAGGGACCCAGAGCUUGUGAAGAGGAUUGGUGGUGCAACAGCACUUGAAGUUAGAGCUACAGGGAUUCCUUAUGUUUUUGCUCCAUGCAUCGCAGUAUGCAGAGAUCCAAGAUGGGGUCGAUGCUAUGAAAGUUACAGUGAGGAUCCCAAAGUUGUGCAACAAAUGACAGAAAUCAUCUCUGGUUUACAAGGAGAAAUUCCUGCUAACUCAAGGAAGGGUGUUCCUUAUCUUGGUGGAAAGGACAAGGUUAUAGCAUGUGCAAAACACUUUGUGGGAGAUGGUGGCACCACCAAUGGAAUCAAUGAGAACAAUACAGUGACUGAUUGGCAUGGAUUGCUGAGCACACACAUGCCUGGGUACUACAACUCGAUCAUCAAGGGUGUCUCAACCGUCAUGGUCUCUUACUCAAGUUGGAAUGGUGUGAAGAUGCAUGCUAAUCACGAUCUUAUCACUAAGUUCCUCAAAGNUUGCUGA